CAGUAUAGUAGUCUAUCUGUGCAGCACGGGAGAAAGUUAGAUGGUGUGUUCAAGGACCGUUGAACAAAGUGGGACAAGUCGCACCUCGCAUUAGACAAGCAAAACCUGUGGCAUUUCUAACUGUAUGUUAAUUUUUUAAAUUAAAUAAUGACCCAUAUUUCCAAAAUUAGUAUCUUUUACAUAAAAUUUGAUGGAGUUAUUUACAAAUAAUUAAUUUUUUAAAGUUUUUAAGUGUGUGGGGUUUUUUUUAAUCAUUGCGCCUGAACGUUUCCCGCGGCCGGUGGUUGAGGACCCCUGCCUUACAGCGUGCUUGGGGAUAUGAUGUGCUCUUUUACACAUUUGAAAAUACAGUAAGAUUGCCACUUUUAUACAAUUGGAAAUUAUUUCCAUUAAUUGCCAUAACAUAUAAUUCAUUUUUAAUCGAAGUUUGCGCUGUUUAGUGUCCUCCUUAUUGAGUUGUUUGGCUCUGCAGCCUUAACUGGAGACUCUAAAUUGCCCAUAGGUGUGAAUGUGAGUGUGAAUGGUUGCUUGUCUAAAUGUGCUCUGCGAUUGGCUGGCGUCCAGUCCAGAGUCUACCCCACCUCUAGCCCGAAGACACCCACAACCCUACUGAGGACAAGCGGCAUAUAAAAUGGAUGGAUGGUUCUGCAGCCUGUCACUACCGGAUCAACUACCCAUUUGCGCAUGCUUGGACCAACUGCCCGAAAUGCGUUGCCAGAUAUGUUUUAGGGAUUUUGAGUCAUUCUGCGCUGCAGUUGGGUUAAUUGCGUUAAAAUUUUAAAUCAGAUUAAUAAUGUUACUGGUUGAAUCUGCAUGAAGGUGCCAUUUUUUUUUAUUAUGUGAGAGGCUGUAAAAAAAGUUAUUAAUUAUUAGUAUACACAUUUUAGUAUUUUCUCUUUAAACUUUGCCCUAUUUUUCCAAUUUUUGCUGUUUUAUUUAUGUAAUUUUAUGUUUACAAUGUGAUGAGGGCCAAUAAAAAAAAAGAGGCAAAAAAAACCCCACAGGCAAAUACACACACACACACACACCUACACACACACACACACACACACAGAGUCUCCUAAGAAUUAGCCUCAUUGUUUCCCCAAAGUGCCCAAAGAUGUUACGUGCACAUCUCUUCCCCAUGCACAAAACCUGCAUAUUACUCACUUGAUACGUAUCUGGUAGCUAGCUAAUUUGGAACAGAACAGCCCAAAAGCGUUUAGCAUGUUUUGUGGUGUGACUUGGCAGAGUGGCAUGUCCGGGAAAGCUACGGGUUAAUUUAAGACUGGAAGCAAAAGCUGUUGCCAAUUAGGAGCAGUGAACGCCACAUGUGGGCUAUGCAGAAGGAGCAAAAGGGGGCAGAGACCAGCGAGUGCACUGGAGCUCGACAACUUCAGUUGCUCCUUACGUGGAUGGACAGUCAACAACUGAAGGGACUCUGAAGAUAAGCAAGAUAAAACAGACCUGAAGGAUUAAGACACACAAAAGCACCUUUUCAUCAUCUCAACAUGGCAUGUAUUUCUGCAAUGUUUAUUUUCAGUGUCAGUUUUUUACUGAGCAGGACUGAGAGUGCUUCCGAAAUGUGCCGGGGCUCUCGGUGUCUCACUAACCAGGAUAGGAGCACGGCGUGCGUGGGAGCACACUGCACAGACACUGCAGCACCCAGACGACAGUUUCACCUUGGACAAAUGCACCCCAGCUACCAACAGGACUCUCGUGCAUACGCUCACCACCAAGCCAAGGCAGCACCUUUGACCCCUUACACCAACAUCCAACCUCAGCAAGGAGGCUUUGUCCAGCGAACCAGUAGCGAUGGCACCAGGAGGACCAAUCCGAGAACCAUCACCGCUGAGGUGUUUCAUCCUGGCUGUGCAGGCGGGACCUGUCCGACGACUGGCGCACAUCGCCCCACGCCUGGCAACGGGGAUGCAUCACAGGACUGCAAAGGGAAUAACUGUAAACUGCGUCAAGCUAAACCUUGUAUUGGCUGCAACACGCAGAAAGGGGAAGAUGGGAACUCUUCUCCGAUUCAUAUAAGAGACAGAGCGGCACAAUUUGUGGAGGAGAGGUCAGAACGUGGUCACUGGAUACAGUUGACGUGUGACAUGAAAGCAGGUACAAAUGACGUUCCCUCUGAAGAUGCUGUCGUUUUGCAGCUGCAGCUGUCCAAGGACCAAGAGAAGCUUGUGGAAGCUAUGAAGGGUCAGCAGGAAGAGGUCAAAGAGCUGCACAGACGCCUCAGCGAGCAACAGGGGGCGCUAGUCUACCAGCAGAUAGAAAUACUGGAGCAACAGAGGAAGAUGCAUGACUACAUGGAGCAAGUAAAGGUACAAUACAAUGUACUAUUGGACACCAUCAAGCAAAUGUCAAUGCAGAACCUUCAGGAGGAGCUGGAUACUCGCACUGACGCCCCGAGUGAGCCGAGUGGACCUCACCGAGCCCAGCAGGCCCUCUCUUUGCACAAGGUGGACAUGGAGGCCAGUGUCAUGGAGGUGGGCCAUUUCCUUGUGGCUUGUGGAAGCUGUGGUCCUGAAGAGUACUGUGGCUUCAGCAGUGGUCAUCCUCGCUGUGAGAAGUGCACCGUGUGUCCUUCUGGAUUCUUUCUGGUUGCCCAGUGUUCAGUGCACGCAGACAGAAUCUGCCAGGACAGAGAUGAAUGCCUUGAAAUAACUGACCUUUGUGAAGAUCAACUUAAAUGUCUAAACACACCAGGUGGAUUUAGGUGUCAAGGGAUGACAGAGCGAGAUGCCAGGGCCGGCAUGUGUGGGCACGGCUACUUCUACAACUUGGACAUGGAUGAGUGUCAGGCCUGUGCCGAGUGUGAUGGAGAAGCUGUGCCAUCACCGUGUACUUUUGUAUCAGACACCAUCUGUGCUGGACCUUCUGCCGGUGACAGCGUUCUCUCUCUGUCCUGGGCCGGACAUGUGAGUCUGCCCGGUGCCAAAGGCCGCAUGAUGAAUCUUGCCUCGCCAGGAGUGCCGCUGCACAUCCGAGGAGCGGGCGACGGAAGUCUGGUGUCGGCCGAGGAGGGACGCCUGCUGCUGAGGAAGCACGGACUGGUCUGGCUGGAGGAAAACCUCUCUGUAAGCCACGGCUGCCGCAGCUUCGUGCAAUUGUCUUUGCAUCUGAACGGUACAGAUGUCUCUGAAGGUCGUCACCUAAGCGGAAUCAGAAUUGAGCAACAAGAAAUAAGGUUACUCCAGGGUGUCAGCAUGAGCGGGGUAGCAGAGGUCGCCCCUGGUUACAUGAUCUCCACUUCCCUUUGGAGUGCCAACCAACAUUGCAACCAAAGUAAUGAAGGUCUGCAGCUGCAUGACCCCUCAGCUGCUUCUCUUAGCCUCAUGUGGCUCUCUCACGACACUGGUGCUGUCGCCAUGACGGCACAGGCGAUGCUGUCUGCACAUUACCACACAAACCAUCGCGCGAUCUUUAGCACCACCUCCACUUCGGACCCUUACGUAGUCGGGUUGACUCAUGACGGUCGUGGUGUACGGUUUGCAGAAAGCGGGACCGUGCGCUUUGUGUAUCAGCAGGCGUUGUACUCCAUGGGUCAGGCAUGCGUGAGUGAAGGCUUCCAAAUGUUGGCGUACCUCAACCGUAACGGUACCGGCAUGGAGCUGUGCCGGAGCUUCAAACCAGGUGUCCACUACCGCGACACAUCCAUAUCUCUCUCUGGAGCGACUGAAGUUGGUUCUGGAGACACGCUGGCCUAUGAGAUUCUGUCUCCUGCUCAGUGCAACGUACGUUUCUUUAGUGACGCCACAGGCAUCAGUCUCCUCAGCUUGGUUUGGGUUCCUGCUGCUAUCUCCUCUUCUAUCCAUGCCUCUGUGGCUCAAACGGGACUUCCCUCAGGAGCCGUACGAAACAAGCCUCUCUUCUUUCGCCAGACCAGUCCCCAGGUGCACCAAAUGGGGCUGCCAGGAAAGGGGUCCACAGAUCCGAGCCGAGAUUUUGUCUUCAGGGAGAGCGGCACUGCCAGUGUUGCUCUAGACAUCAAACUGAUUCACUCGUGCAGCCUGGUAAAGGUGACUCUGCUCAGGCUUAAUGACCCAGAGGGGAGAGCACGAUCCGUCCCCCUUUCCCAGCAAGUGGGUGGACAGAUGCCUGAUGGUAGCCAAUGGGCCAGUGUGAGCCUGCGAACGUCCUUCCAGGUACAAAACGGCACCACAGUGUUCUUCACACUGGACUGUGUACGAGGAAGAGUCAACCAAGUCAGCCACCACACAGGAAGUGGAGUGUCAGUCCUCUGGGUGGCAGCAUAACAUCAGAACUGCUUGAACAAAUGGAUUCCAUUCCAGCGACCAGAGGAAAUUUAAAGAACCGACUCAUUACUGAAUUACACAGCUUUUGGGCAAAAAUACUGGGACACCUGGCCAUUAAAUCGAUGGGAAGUAAAAUUGGAAGAAUUGCUCCCCUGUGCAGCUACAACAUCUUUCACAACACCAGGACUUUCUAUAAAAUCUUUGUGCAUGUCUGUGGGAAUUUUUGUCCACUCGUCCAGAAGAACAUUUGUGAGCCUGAGAGAGGACUUGUUGUCUCACAGUCUUAACUCCUUCCACACCGUACUCGUCCAAUACAACAGAAGACGACCAUCCCAAAAUUGAUUGGCCAAAGUUGGAAUUGAUCAAAAGACAAAGAACUGACUGAUUUACUUGGGGGGUAAGUCCGAAGACCUUCGCCCAUAUGUUUAUUCCUAUACUUAAUAUAGCUUACAAAAGUACACCCCUCACAUUUCAGCAGCCAUUUCAUUAUAACUUCUAUUGGGACAUUACUACAGAUAAAAAUCUUAGAUUUAACCUUGAGUAGUCAGAGCUAGAUGAUCUGUCUUCUGAAAAUAAGUACUCACACAACCAUUAUUGUCUAAAUAGCUGGCAACACAAGGGAGUACGAGUCACAGUGCCACAGCCAGCUAGUGUGGCUGUGCGAUGAUGAUAGUAUGUUAUUUAAUCCUCACUCCCUGAUGCCUUAAGAGCUGCGCUGGACAACGGUUUGACAAGCCAGGGUUUUUGGCUCACUAGUCCAGCGCUGACUGACUUAUCUCUCAAUCAGUGGGGAUGUGUGGAUGCGGGAUUGAGCUCAGGCAGGGUGCAGGGACUGGUUCUUGUUACACAAACUGUGCCCAAAGCAUCAGUAUUUAGUUUUGUGGAUUAGAUUGCAGAUAUAGAAGACAAUAUGGGACUCCAGCUUUGUACUUUUUUUAACUAAGUACUUUUUUGCCCAGUAAUAAAGAAAUUCAAGUGCUCAUGACACCAAAACACCGUAAGUGAAAAUUAACAUUCAAAGGCAUACUUCCUGUGUUUGAUGUGUGCUCGAAUAUUGAAAUAUUUGUCAUGUUUAAAUAUUUUUGUCACUUUUUCUGGGUCUGGAGGAGGCGGAGCAAGUGACAUCUACACAGGACCGUCCCACUCAGAAGUUCCCGUUCACUACAAUGCAUUCCCUGUUAUUAUGUGUCAGUCUUCUGUGAAUUUUUGUUUUGUGUUAUAUAUUUUUUUAUAUUAUGCCGCUCGUUGCGUUGAAGGCUUUUGCUGGAACACUCGAGGAGACGGAGUAAGUUUGUUUACAUUUCUAAAAGACACCACUGGCCUCGUCAGAUGAUUGGCGAACUUUGUGGGACAAAUGUGGAAAUAAAAAGUCCAAAAGACCGAGAACAGACAUUUGAGCUUGAAAGGCAAGUUAUAGUAAUAACAAUAAACUGGAGAACAUGAUAAAUAGGUGUCUGUUAACAUGAAUAGGUUGUAUGUUAACGUGACAUAUUAACAGUUAUUCGGACAACUAUAUCCUAAACAACACAAGUAGUUUACUUGUACUGUAGCUUCUAAUCUGCAGAAUGUGAUUUCUUUUUGGGGGCAUUUGCGUUCCGUCUUUUUCAGUUGACUUUAUACUGUAAGCUGAUGUUUACCUUGUACAGUAUAAGUCGCGGGACCAGCCAAAGCAUGAAAAAAAGUGCGACUUAUAGUCCGGAAAAUAUGGUACUUUUAUUUUGUUACUGUUUUUAUAAAACUUUUUUUGCUGUCUUGAGCACUUUAGUAAGGUGGAUCAAUGACAAAUUUAAAAUAUUAUUUUUUUAUGAAAUGCAAAAGAAUGCAACAAUACCAAAAAAGUGACUGCCCGUUUCACUUUCAGUUUUGCUUGAGGAAUUUAUGACGGCAAACUCGGCUAUAAAAUGUCAUAAAAUCUCAACCUAACAUUCUUCCACAUUUGUGUAUAAACAUAACAUACACUUAUAAUGACUUUCUUUCUUCUUCCUUUUCGGCUUCCUUUAAACUGAUUCAUGUUUGUUUCUACCCUUUUUAUAGCCAGCAAGACAGAUCACCUUCUGCAUCUGUUAUCCAUCCGAUAUUUCACUGCACUGCAGCAUUACAAGUAUAUAUUACUGUAUCCGCAAAUGUAGCAUGAUUCACCAGUCACUAUAUGUGUAGCCUAGCAUUGUGUGGUACUA
This is a messenger RNA of Dunckerocampus dactyliophorus (ringed pipefish), 6421 nucleotides long. RefSeq lists its product as uncharacterized. The transcript is spliced from 6 exons. Gene Ontology annotation, molecular function: calcium ion binding; protein binding. Bases 1491 to 4244 code for a protein of 917 amino acids. The record is from RefSeq and is a predicted model, not a curated record. Lineage: Eukaryota; Metazoa; Chordata; Actinopteri; Syngnathiformes; Syngnathidae.